CCCGUAUCAACCAGAGAGCCGAACUUAAUCAAUAGCCACCGCGAUCGUCCGACGAAAGAAAAGAAAAGAAAUAAUGCCUCUAGGGGUGUCCUGGAUGACACACAAUUAAUUUGCCCAUGUCCCUUGUAGCACCUUGCUUUGACCUUGGCCGGAAUCUGGGACAGCGACUGACUGUGAGACCGUCUCGCGCGUGCAAACCAUCCUCGUCUCCUGUUUCCAGAUCCUUCGCUUCUUUCAGUCCGGGAAGUUCGAGCAGGUGGCUGAGGAGCUGGCCGAUCAGAAGAAUGGCUGUAAACGGCACUCAUGCAGUGAACGGCGUCAAUGGUACCCGAUCAAAGCAUGACAUCUCUGCCUUGAAAGUCAACCAAUCGCGGUUGAUGGAUGCCAUUCACAGUGGCUGCAAGUAUGGCGCUGCCCAUCGCUAUGGAGAUGACCCUGUCGAAACUGGAAUGGCAAGGCUGAGUCUCAAUGACGCGGACAAGGAAGUACGAGACUGGUUCAUGGGCGUCACUGCCUCGUUGAAUUGCAAGACAACUAUUGACCAGAUGGGAAACAUGUUCGCUGUGAGGCCCGGGAAGAACCCCAAAGCGCCUCCGAUCAUGAUGGGCUCGCAUCUCGACACUCAACCGACAGGCGGGAGAUAUGACGGCAUCUUGGGUGUCAACUCCGGGCUUGAAGUCCUGAGGGUUCUGCACGAAAACAAUGUUGAGACCGAAGGAAGUAUUGGGGUAGUGAACUGGACCAACGAAGAGGGCGCGCGCUUUCCUAUGAUGGCCGUGUCGUCUGGCGUAUGGGCUGAAGCGGUGUCUUUGGAAACGGCCUGGAAUCUGCCCGAAGUGUCACCAGGAGACGAUGGACACCGCAAGACAAUGAAGCAAGAACUCGAAAGGAUUGGAUAUCUCGGGUCACAGCCGGCGUCCUACAAAGCAUUUCCCAUAGCCGCCCACUUCGAAGUUCAUAUCGAGCAAGGUCCCAUCCUGGAAGCGGAGAAAAGGAGAGUAGGGGUCGUCAAAGGUGUGCAAGCAUUCAAAUGGUUUGAAAUCACAGUAAAGGGGCGCGAUACUCACGCCGGAACCACCCCUUUCACGGCUAGGAUGGACUCGAUGCUGUGCGCUGCAAAGCUGAUUGUCGAGUCCAACGCCAUUGCGAAGAAACUUGGAGGUCUUGCAACGACCGGCAUCCUAAACCAACAGCCCGGGUCGAUCAACACCAUGGCUCACACGGUGACCUUCACUCUGGAUAUUCGACACACUGAGGAUGCCAAGCUCGCCGAGAUUGAGGAAACAUGUCGAUCAGAAUUCGCAAGGAUUGCAGAGAAAGAGAGCGAGAAAGGCUGCAAAGUGGAAUGGAAGGAACUGGUGGACAGCCCGGCAGUCAAUUUCCAUGCCGACUGUGUUGCUGCCGUCGAGGCGAGCGCGAAGGAGGUGUGUGAAGACCUCCCCAUGACUGCCGACGAUGGGCAGUUGUGGAAAUAUAUGAUCAGCGGCGCCGGUCAUGAUAGUUGCUACACAAACCGUCGUUGUCCAACAAGCAUGAUCUUUACCGUCACCAAGGACGGAAUCAGUCACAAUCCGAAGGAAUACUGCAGCCCGGAAGACUGCGCCAUCGGUGCCCAGGUACUGCUCGGAGCGGUGCUGAGGUAUGACAAACUGCGAGCUGAAAGAGGAGACCUCGCCUGAAGCCGGGAACACCAAGGGGAGGGUCAAGAAGACAAGCUGGAAACUGGGACUUGUGCUGCCUUGUCAAAUUCUCACAAAAGAUAUCGCUCUAUUGGUUCUGUUGGCCGAUCUUGAUGUCCCGAAAUAUCCCAUGGCCUUGCUCGUCAUGUUCCGAUAUUGCGCCUGUGCCUCAAGGAAAAUCUG
Cladophialophora immunda is the source of this 1862-nucleotide messenger RNA. RefSeq lists its product as uncharacterized. Gene Ontology annotation, molecular function: hydrolase activity, acting on carbon-nitrogen (but not peptide) bonds, in linear amidines. The coding region runs from base 117 to 1679 and encodes 520 amino acids. The record is from RefSeq and is a predicted model, not a curated record. Lineage: Eukaryota; Fungi; Ascomycota; Eurotiomycetes; Chaetothyriales; Herpotrichiellaceae. The transcript has 4 exons.